AUGCACAGCAUUCACUACCUAAACAGCAUUCACUACCUACACAGCAUUCACUACCUACACAGCAGUCACUACCUGCAAAGCAUUCACUACUUACACAGCAUUCACUACUGGCAGAGCAUUCACUACCUGCACAACAUUCACUACCUACACAGCAUUCACUACCUACACAGCAUUCACUAUCUACACAGCAUUCACUGCCUCUGCAGCAUUCACUUCCUACACAGCAUUCACUACCUACACAGCAUUCACUACCUGCACAACAUUCACUACCUGCACAGCAUUCACUACCUGCACAGCAUUCACUACCUGCACAGCAUUCACUACAUACACAGCAUUCACUACCUGCACAGCAUUCACUUCCUACACAGCAUUCACUACCUAAACAGCAUUCACUACCUACACAGCAUUCACUACCUACACAGCAGUCACUACCUGCACAGCAUUCGCUACUUACACAGCAUUCACUACUGGCAGAGCAUUCACUACCUGCACAACAUUCACUACCUGCACAGCAUUCACUACCUGCACAGCAUUCACUACCUACACAGCAUUCACUAUCUACACAGCAUUCACUGCCUACACAGCAUUCACUGCCUAUGCAGCAUUCACUUCCUACACAGCAUUCACUACCAUACACAGCAUUCACUACCUGCACAGCAUUCACUACAUACACAGCAUCAGCAUUCACUGCCUACCGAGCAUUCACUGCCUAUGCAGUAUCACUACCUACACAGCGUUCACUACCUACACAGCAUUCACUACCUGCAUAGCAUUCACUACCUGCACAACAUUCACUACCUACACAGCAUUCACUACCUACACAGCAUCAGCAUUCACUGCCUACCCAACAUUCACUACCUGCACAGCAUUCACUACUUACACAGCAUCAGCAUUCACUGCCUACCCAGCAUUCACUACCUGCACAGCAUUCACUACCUGCAUAGCAUUCACUACCUGCACAACAUUCACUACCGCACAACAUUCACUACCUGCACAGCAUCAGCAUUCACUGCCUACCCAGCAUUCACUGCCUAUGCAGCAAUCACUACCUACACAGCAUUCGAUGCCUCAAUACCAUCAUUGCAAAUUCAACAUGCAUUAGAUUUUAAAUAUCACUUUACCAUUUAG
This is a messenger RNA of Haliotis rubra (blacklip abalone), 1128 nucleotides long. Its product is annotated as histidine-rich glycoprotein-like. The record is from RefSeq and is a predicted model, not a curated record. Lineage: Eukaryota; Metazoa; Mollusca; Gastropoda; Lepetellida; Haliotidae. The transcript has a single exon. The coding region runs from base 1 to 1128 and encodes 375 amino acids.